This is a messenger RNA of Talpa occidentalis (Iberian mole), 3254 nucleotides long. It is a transcript of the gene MMP21, whose product is annotated as matrix metallopeptidase 21. The record is from RefSeq and is a predicted model, not a curated record. Lineage: Eukaryota; Metazoa; Chordata; Mammalia; Eulipotyphla; Talpidae. The coding region runs from base 1 to 1734 and encodes 577 amino acids. Gene Ontology annotation, cellular component: extracellular matrix. Gene Ontology annotation, biological process: extracellular matrix organization; proteolysis; collagen catabolic process. Gene Ontology annotation, molecular function: metalloendopeptidase activity; zinc ion binding. The transcript is spliced from 7 exons.
AUGCGCGCUGCCGCCAUCUUCCGCCCGGCCCUGCUGCUUUGCUGGCUCCUGGCGCCACGGCCUGCCCGGCCAGAGACCCUCUUCCACAGCCGGGACCGCUCGGACCUGGCACCGUCCCCCCUGCGCAGGGCCAGGCCCAUCACCGACCUCCACGCCGCGCAGCGGUUCCUGUCCAAAUACGGCUGGGCGCAGGGGCCCCUGAGGACAGAGGUGGCGUCACAGGGUCCCAGCCCUGAGGGGCCACCCCAGAGCCCCCGGGGUGCGGCCCUGGCUGAAGCCAUGCGAAGGUUCCAGAAGGUCAACGCACUGCCAGCGAGCGGGAAGCUGGACUCGGCCACGCUGGCCGCCAUGAACAGGCCUCGCUGCGGCGUCCCGGACACACGGCCCCUGCCACAGGCUGCGGCCACCUCGCCAGGGACCCCGCCGAGCGCGCCUGGCCCGCUCCCCCGGGCCCGCCCAAAGCGCUCCCUGCACAUGCUGCAGCCCAGGCCCCCCCAGCAGCCCGAGGAUGCCGCGCAUGGUGGGGGCAGCCGAGCCUUCUCCAAGAAGACACUGACCUGGAGGCUGGUGGGGGAGGCCUACAGCAGCCAGCUGUCAGUGGACGAGCAGAGGUUCAUCUUCAGGCUGGCCUUCAGGAUGUGGAGCGAGGUGACGCCCCUGAACUUCCGGGAGGACCUCAGUGCCCCCGGGACCGCAGUGGACAUAAAGCUGGGCUUUGGUCGAGGUCGGCACUUGGGCUGCCCACGGGUCUUCGACGGCAGCGGGCAGGAGUUCGCCCACGCCUGGCGCCUGGGCGACAUCCACUUUGACGACGACGAGCACUUCACAGCCCCCACCAGCGACGCGGGCAUCAGCCUCCUCAAGGUGGCCGUCCAUGAAAUCGGCCAUGUCCUCGGCUUGCCCCACACCUACAGGACGGGGUCCAUCAUGCAGCCCAAUUACACCCCCCGGGAGCCUGCCUUUGAGCUGGACUGGGCGGACAGGAAGGCGAUCCAGAAGCUCUAUGGUGCGUGCGAGGGCUCCUUCGACGCCGCCUUCGACUGGGUCCGCAAGGCCAGAAGCCGCCGCGGGGAGGUGACGGUCAGCUUCAGCACCUACUUCUUCCGCGACAGCUGGUACUGGCUGUACGAGAACCGCAACAACAGGACACGCUACGGGGACCCGAUCCACAUCCUCACGGGCUGGCGCGGGGUCCCCGCACACGUCGACGCGUUCGUCCACAUCUGGACGUGGCGGAGAGACGAGCGCUACUUUUUUAAAGGAAAUCAAUACUGGAGGUACGACAGUGACAAGGACCAAGCCCACACGGAAGACGAACAAGGAAAACGCUACCCCAGGCUGAUUUCAGAAGGAUUUCCAGGCGUCCCAAGUCCCCUAGACACCGCCUUUUAUGACCGAAGGAAGCAGCUCAUCUACUUCUUCAAGGAGGCCUUUGUGUUCGCAUUUGAUGUCAACAGGAACCGAGUGCUGGAUUCUUACCCGAAGAAGAUGACUGAGGUCUUUCCAGGAGUAGAGCCGCAGAACCACCCCUUCCGAAGCCUCGACUCGGCUUACUACUCCUACGCGCACAAGUCCCUUUUCUUCUUCAAAGGCAACGCCUACUGGAGAGUGGUUAGCGACAAGGACAAGCAGCACCGCUCCUGGCUGCCUCCCAACGGCUUACUUCCCAAGCAGUCUAUCUCAGAGAAGUGGUUUGACGUCUGUGACGUCCACACCUCCACCCUGAGCGUGUGACGAGAAAAACAGGCAAGCGAAGACAGAGGAUUUCUUCUACAAAGAGCACCGACUGGAUUUCACCAGUCGUAGGCCAUACUGUUCCCUCGGCUAAUGCCCAGUGGAAAGCGCAUCACAGGAGCUUUUACAAUACUUGCUCUAAAGAUACUUCUCAGCCAAAAAAACCCCAAAAACCCAAAAAAACAAAGAAUUAUCACAUGAACUUAAGAAGCCUUUCAGGAAAGGCCACCAGAGUACCCCAUGCAACCUGUUUGCUCUGCACGCCCUCCUGCCUCUUCCCAGCACGGACCCGCCCCCUGCUCCGCUUCUGACUUCCUGGGUAGAGGGAAGAUAGCCAGGGGCACCCACAUGACCAGGCGAGGCCACUGCCUAGGGACAGACACUCCAGGAAUUCUACCUUCCAGCACCUGAUGACGUGUAACUCUCCACAGGCACCUCCCUCUGCUGUCGCUGCAGCCAGCCAGCAGACAUGCUGCUGUGCACCUUUCUAGUUGAGGGUCCAAAGCCCACUAGCUGUCCUGCCCCUCCCUGCAGCCCAGGGAGGGCCUGGCUUUCCACUUGGCUUGGGUUUCAACAUCCAGGACUGCAUCCCAAGUGGCCCUCAACAGAACAGCUCCCUGGCUCACUUCAGUCAUGGCAGGAGACACGUGGAGUUACAUUUUAGGACCAGUAAGACUCCUGAAGCUAGUUUUUAUUUUCCUCCAUCAAUCACCCCUGGAUGUAUGUCCUUUAGCUUUCACAGAAUACGGGUCAAGCCUCUGCUGAACACAAAGCCCUGAUGUCACGUGUGAAGACAUGGACAAAAUUGGGGCAGUAAAAUCACCCGACAAAGAUUCAGUUGUCUGGAUGACCAGGCCACACACCAGUUCCUCUAAAGGAACAACUAAACAAAGCAACUUUAAAAUCAGCAAAUUACGCAUUUGAAAAGGACCUUUUUUCCCCUGGUAGGAACUCUGUAUUACUGUUUUCACAAGGGAAGACAGCUGGAAUUUCUAUCUUCCUGCUUCAAAACAAAUGUUCCUCUUGCCUGAAAGGCUGCCAGCAGCGAGGCUAGAUCAAGACCAUAACUCUGAACACCCCUGACUCCAGCCUGUUUCUACGUGAACAGAACAUCCUUUCUGAUUUAGCAAUGCAGACUCGGGGCUAGUCAGCGCACGUGUCCAGGCUUAACCAGGAGGGCAGAGCCGGUUUCGUCCCCCGUGUGUCUGCCGCGUGGGCAGCAGCGGGCGCCACUCCGACGGGAGAGACCGGCGACUGUGUACAACAACUGUACAACUUAGGUACAAUUUUAAAAGCUUUAAUGAUUAAUUUCUGAAAAUUGAGGCAAGUCUGUCCCAAGGAUAAUGCAAACUAUGAGUUAGACAACCGGUAAGAGGUAUUUCGCCAAGCUGUGACAGAUGUGACGACACGUCAGAAAACCUUGGUACAUGAGAAAGCAGUGUGUAAAAAUUCAGUGUAAAACAAGCUUAUUGCAGACAAUUCCUAGUGCAGUUCAGACUCCUUCAGAGGAGUGGCUGUGA